AUGAAGUUCUCAGUCGUUGCUUUGGCCUUGGGCCUUAUUCCCCUCAUCUCUGCCAAACGAAGUGGUCAACAUGUUGGAAAGAAGCUUCCAGAGAUCAAGAGGAGUUUCUCCCCUCGAGCUGCUGCUCCUGCUGUUCCCCAGCCGAAGAAGCGACAGGCUCCUUCCUUUCUGACUGAUGCUACAAAGAGUGGGUUAUCACACCGAGCCCAAGAACAGCGCCCUACUAACUUUGAUUUAGAAUUCGCUGUCAACGGCUCUGCGAUUCCAGAAGUCGACUUUGACAUUGGCGAAUCAUACGCCGGUCUCAUGCCCAUCUCUAAUGCCACCGACGCAUCCGAGCUCUACUUCUGGUUCUUCCCUUCAAUAAACCCUGCCGCGAGUAGUGAGAUCCUCAUUUGGUUGAACGGAGGACCAGGAUGCAGUUCACUUGAAGGCUUUCUUCAAGAGAAUGGCCCGUUCUUGUGGCAGUAUGGAACCUUCAAACCAAUUCAAAACCAGUGGUCCUGGACCAACUUGACAAACAUGGUUUGGGUCGAGCAACCUGUCGGGACGGGAUUUUCUCAAGGGACGCCAACUGCGACCUCAGAGAAAGACGUGGCGGAACAAUUCCUUGGCUUCUUCAAGAAUUUUGUCGAUACCUUUGCCAUGCAAGGAUACACCGUUUAUAUUGCCGGAGAGUCCUAUGCAGGUUACUACGUUCCAUACAUUGCGGACGCGAUGUUCAAUGCCAACGACACCGAUUACUACAAUAUCAGCUCCAUCAUGAUUUACGAUCCAAGCUUGAGCUACGACGUGGUUCAGCAGCAUAUUCCCGUCACCUCUUUUGUCGAUUUCUGGGGCCCGCUACUUGACCUAAAUGCCAGUUUCGUGGCCGAUUUGCAUGCCCAGGCGGACGCAUGUGGUUAUACAGCCUUCAUGGACGACUAUCUCGUGUACCCUCCCAAGGGUCCUUUACCCACUCCUCCAAACUAUGACUUGUCCAACGACACAUGUGAUACAUUCGAUGCCGUGUUCAACGCCAUAUCACUGGUCAACCCGUGCUUUGAUAUCUACCAAGUGGCAACCACCUGCCCAUUGCUCUGGGACGUCUUGGGAUUUCCUGGCUCAUUCGACUAUGUUCCCGACGGGGCCUUCAUCUACUUCAACAGGACCGAUGUUCAGAAGGCUAUUAAUGCACCGGUCCAAGAAUGGCUCGAAUGCACCAGUGUCGACGUUUUCGUCAAUGCGACCGACAACUCUGACCCUUCCGCUCUGAGCGUUCUCCCAGGCGUCAUCGAAAAAGCCGACCGAGUGAUAAUCGGCCACGGCCUUCUGGACAUGAUCCUCCUGUGGAACGGCACAUUGCUCGCCACACAGAACAUGACCUGGAACGACGCUCAAGGAUUUUCCACCCCGCCGUCCCAAUGGGAUGACUUUUACGUUCCUUAUCGCACAUCGUAUGAGAAUCAAUUGGGUUCGCUCGCGGGCGCUGGAGUCAUGGGUCAAUAUCACACUGAAAGAGGCUUCACCUUGGUGACCGUCGAUCUUUCUGGCCACAUGAUUCCUCAGUAUGCACCCAGCGCAGCAUAUCGACAGCUGGAAUUCCUUCUCGGUAGGAUUCCCACGCUGGGGACCGUCGGUCCUUUCACAACGAUGCAAGGCGAGAGCUAUUAG
Molecule: messenger RNA, 1653 nt
Organism: Exophiala aquamarina CBS 119918
Lineage: Eukaryota; Fungi; Ascomycota; Eurotiomycetes; Chaetothyriales; Herpotrichiellaceae
Product: carboxypeptidase D
Exons: 3
Coding region: 1-1653 (550 amino acids)
Biological process (GO): proteolysis
Molecular function (GO): serine-type carboxypeptidase activity
Source: RefSeq, a predicted model, not a curated record